Messenger RNA from Triticum dicoccoides, 785 nucleotides. RefSeq names its product pathogenesis-related protein PRB1-3-like. Lineage: Eukaryota; Viridiplantae; Streptophyta; Magnoliopsida; Poales; Poaceae. The record is from RefSeq and is a predicted model, not a curated record. Gene Ontology annotation, cellular component: extracellular region. The transcript has a single exon. The coding region runs from base 48 to 785 and encodes 245 amino acids.
UCGAGACAAAGCGCAGCAAGCAAGGAGAGGAGAUCGAUCAUCCAUUCAUGGCGCCCGGCGGGCUUGUGCUCCUCGGCCUCCUUCUCCUAGUGCUAGUGGACGCGCUUGCCGCCGUCCACAUCGACAUCGCGGCCGCCCUCUUCCACUCGCACGACCACCUCGGCGGCAACAAGCAGCACAAGGACAAGUCUUCUUCUUCCUCCUCCUUGCCUUCAUGGCCGGACGGCAACGCCGCGACCUACCUUCCGCCGAAGCAGAAGGAGAAGGCUUCUCCUUCUUGGCCAGACGCUAACGCCGCGGAUUUCUUCGCGGAGGCGGCCAAGAAGGGGCUGCGGUCCUUCACCGGCGGGCGGGGCGGGUACAAGACGAUGACGACGGAGUUCCUGGACGCGCACAACCGGGUGCGGGCCAAGUACGGCGUGCCGCCGCUGCGGUGGAGCAAUAAGCUGGCGCGGUACGCGCGGCGGUGGUCGGACGCGCGGCGGUUCGACUGCGUGAUGAUGCACUCGGUGGGUUCACCCUACGGCGAGAACGUGUUCUGGGGCACCGGGUGGGACUGGAAGGCCGUGGAGGCCGUGGGCGACUGGGCCAGCGAGUCCUCCUUCUACGACUGGCGGGCGCAGGCCUGCCACCCGGGCCAGGUCUGCGAGCACUUCACCCAGAUCGUCUGGCGGACCACCAAGUACGUCGGCUGCGGCCGGGCCGAGUGCCUCGCCGGCGGCGUCUUCAUCACCUGCUCCUACGACCCGCCCGGGAACUGGAAGGGAGAGGUGCCGCUCACCUAA